Molecule: messenger RNA, 987 nt
Organism: Rotaria sp. Silwood2
Lineage: Eukaryota; Metazoa; Rotifera; Eurotatoria; Philodinida; Philodinidae
Source: the annotation of a GenBank genome assembly
AUGAAUAAUGACAAUCGACGUGUUCUUUUCGAAAUAACAAUUGAUCCACGUUUACCAAUAAAGCCAUUUGCGGAUAUCAAAGAACACAGUGCAUAUCCUACAGAAGACGAAAUACUGAUUACAUUUGGAGCACUCUAUCGUAUCGAUAAAGUAAUCGAACAUCCACAAGGAGGGUUUCAUGUGGUUCAACUAUCUUUAGCUAGUGAAAAUGAUUAUCGUUUGAAAGAAAUUUAUGAUUAUUUAAAACGAACAAUCAAUCAAGAAUAUACACUCGAUUCUCUCGGAAAAAUUCUUCAUGAAAUGGGCGAAUAUCAACAUGCACUGAAGUAUUAUGAUCGAAUGAUGCAUGAAACACAAAUCAUGCUUGCCAAUUGUCACAUGGGUAUCGGUCGGGCUAUGUAUGGUAUAACAAGUUAUGACAAUGCCUUGAAACAUUAUCAGGCGAGUUUGACUAUUCGAAAAAAUGAAUUCGGCGAAAGUCAUGCGGAAGUUGGAAUGAGCUACGGCCGUGUUGGAGCCGCACUUUGCCGGCAAGGUGAGAUGCAAAGAAGUUUGGAGAACCUUAAUCGAGCGACAAAAAUUCAAGAACAAACACUUCCACCGAAUAGUCUUGAACUCGCCGAAACCUACAAUACUCUAGGUUUGGCAUAUUUUUCGUUGAAUAAUCUUCAACAAGCGGUCAACUAUUUCCAGAAAACACUCGACAUUCGUGUGCAGGUUCUGCCUGAAGAUCAUCCAGCAAUCGGAUUCGCUUACAAUAAUUUGAGUCAAGCUCUCGAAAAUGAUCAACGCUACGAACUAGCACUGUCGUACGCAAAAAAGGCUUUGACAAUCAGUUUGAAAAUAUUACCCCAAAAUCAUCCCGAUGUCGAACGAAUCGAAGAUAAUAUAAGCCGAAUGAUACAGCUUAGAAAUGCACAAAACCCAACAUCGUCAUCAAACGAUGACUCAGAGCAUUUAUUGCUAGCUUCACUUGGGAUGAAUUGA